AUGACAACAGUUAGGGCCUUAAUAACUACAACAGUUAAGAAGGGCUGGUCCAUCUCACAGUUGGAUGUGAAUAAUGCUUUCCUCCAUGGGAAUCUCAAUGAAGAAGUAUAUAUGCAGGUACCACCUGGGUUAGUAAUAGACAAACCAGGUUUAGUCUGCAAACUGAACAAGUCUCUCUAUGGUCUGAAGCAAGCAAGUAGACAAUGGUAUGCAAAACUGACUGAGGCACUAUGCUCAAGGGGCUACACACAUUCCAUGUAUGACUAUUCACUCUUCUAUAAAAGAAAUGAAAAUACAUCAAUAUAUGUUGCUAUAUAUAUAGAUGAUGUGUUAUUGACUGGAACUGAUCAGCAAGAGAUUGCACAGCUCAAGAGCUUCCUAUAUGAGCAGUUCAAGAUCAAAGAUCUAGGACAGCUUCAUUAUUUCCUAGGACUGAAAAUUAUGUAUAAGGAUGAUGUGGCCAUUAUAUCACAAAGAAAAUUUGAGUUGGAUCUGCUGAAGGAGUACAAUUGUCUGGAACACAAGGCUUGCUCUUCACCUUUAGACCCUACUAUAAAACUAAAAGCCAAGGAAGAGACAAUACUGCAGGAUCCCACUUACUACAGGAAAUUAGUAGGCAAACUAAAUUUCCUAACCAACACCGUAUUGGACAUAGCAUAUAGUGUUCAACACUUAAGCCAGUUUAUGCAGGAGCCCAGAGAACCUCACCUGAAAGCAGCAUUUCACUUGUUAAGAUACCUAAAGAAUGAUCCUACCUUGGGAAUUUUCAUGUCAAAGGAUGGGGAUCAUACAGUCAAAGCAUAUUAUGACUCUGAUUGGGCAGCCUGCCCCGACUCUAUGAGGUCCAUCACAGGCUACCUGUCUGCCUUGCAUAUUGCAAGGAAUCCAGUAUUUCACGAGAGGACCAAGCAUAUAGAAGUCGAUUGUCAUUUUGUGCGUGAUCAACUACAAGCAGGCUUGAUCUCUCUCCAUCAUAUCAGAACAGACAACCAGCUCGCGGAUAUCCUAACUAAAGCAUUGACAGGGAUCAAACACAGUGCUACAUUAGGCAAAUUGGUUGUAUUUACUACACCUCCAACUUGA
Nicotiana tabacum (common tobacco) is the source of this 1083-nucleotide messenger RNA. The record is from RefSeq and is a predicted model, not a curated record. NCBI's taxonomy places the organism in Eukaryota, Viridiplantae, Streptophyta, Magnoliopsida, Solanales, Solanaceae.